Molecule: messenger RNA, 651 nt
Organism: Phytophthora infestans T30-4
Lineage: Eukaryota; Oomycota; Peronosporomycetes; Peronosporales; Peronosporaceae
Exons: 3
Coding region: 1-651 (216 amino acids)
Source: RefSeq, a predicted model, not a curated record
AUGCUGACCGAGAACCUCACGCAUAUCGCUGCCUGUGCACGGCCAUUCGACAAUCUCCGCCCCCCACCGAGCGGAGCUGAGUAUGCGCGUGACAACCGAACUCGCGCCGACAUCACCUUCAGCACAACAGACCUGUCAGGAGCAGGUAACGCCGGUAUUGUGGCUUCGGAUGCCGAUACGGGCAAGACCCCAUGUCCCUCGCUGCCCCAGGCGACCGGCGUCGCUCCAGUGAUGCCGACUACAGAUACAGCUCCGACAGACGCCCCAGUAGCACCGGCCGCGACGGAAGCUCCGGCUGCACUUGAGCCUCAAGUUGAGGCACCUGUAUCUACUGAAGCUCCGGUUGCAAUAGAGGACCCUGCAUUUACAGAAUCACCGGCAGCAACUGAGAUGCCGGUAGCAACCGAUGUGCCGACAGCCAAGACGCCGUGCCCGUCGCUUCCGCAGCCGUCACUUGCCAGCAGCUCUAGCACCGAAUUCAGCGAAAGCGGAGACAGCAGUAGCAGUGCCGGUAAGAGUCCAUGCCCUUCGCUUCAAACUGCAUCAAUGUCAUCGGACGGCUCCGUGUCGGCUCCGUGUCCCUCACUUAAGCCUCGCAAUCGUCGUCAGAAGACGCCGCUAGUGGCAGCAGCGACGCCGUGGAAAUAUUGA